AUGUCACCUUCGCACGGACAGAUCUGCGCAUCACUUUUUGUGCUGUAUGUCUGGUUACGACCAAUGCCUUCACUCCUCCAUCGCCCCCUUGUCGUCCAUAGCUCCCUCCCUAGCUUCCGCCCAGUGGCAAUGGCGGCGCUACCCAGGGGGCUGAAACGAGUCGCGGUCAUCGGGGCUGGCCCCGCAGGUCUCGCGUCAGCCAAGUACCUCCUCGAGGCAGGCCUUCAACCCACGCUGUUUGAGAAGGCCGGUUCCAUCGGCGGAUUGUGGAGGCAAGGCAUUCCAAGCGAGGGCGGCGAGGCAAUCGAAGAAGAAUCUAGUUCAAAACCAGCCGCCAGGGCAUCAGAGGGGGCGCCUGCGUGCUGGGCAGGCAUGAUCACAAACCUAUCGCGCUUCACCUGCAGUUUCUCCGACCAUCCCUGGCCCGACGAUGCGCCACUCUUCCCGUCGCAAGCUCAACUGCUCGCCUACUUGAAGUCCUACGCCCAGCGGUUUCUCGUUCCGCCGGGAUCAAACUCAUUCGCAGCUUCAACGUCGCUGCGCCUGAACGCGCGUGUCUCCCGCGUCGCAUUGCUGGACGACGGAAAGUGGAGUGUCCACGUAGAUGGAGGCGGCCAGCAGCAGACCCCAGAGGUGUUCGAUUCCCUGGUCGUCGCAUCAGGGUUCUUUGAAAGGGCGCACAUUCCCGACAUGCCAGGGGCUGAUGCAGCGGCAGCAGCAGGAGUCCUGAUCCACAGCGCCGACUACAGGAGCAGCGAUGCCUUCGCGGGGAAGAAGGUCGUCGUCGUUGGUGCUUCCUUCAGCGGCGUCGACAUCGCCACUGACGUGGCAUCAAAAGCCUCUCAGGUCAUCCACGUCAUCAGCAAGCCCUUCUGGCUGCUGCCACGCUUCCUUCCAGCCGACCCCUCGGACCCAGCCUCGCCCUUCCUGCCGCUCGACUUGUGCUUUUAUCGAAGGGCAUCGCGAGCGUCGUCGUCUUUCGUCCCGUUGCGCAGUGAAGAGGCGCGGCGUGCUGCCAACAAGUACAUGCGCGCUCUGUGCGGUGAUCAGGCUUCGCUCAUUCUCCAGGGCACGGAUGAGCCCAUCGACGGUGUGGAUGCCGUCAUCUUCUGCACUGGCUACAGCCCCACGCUGCCCUUCCUCCCCACCCACCUCAAGCACCAGACUGGCUUCGACCCGUCCGACCUCUUCUCGCCGCUGCUGCUGCACCGCUGCACCUUCCACCCGUCGCUCCCCAACGCAGCCAUGGUGGGCAUGUACCGCGGGCCCUACUUUGCCGCCAUGGAGCUCCAGGCUCGCUGGGCCGCAGCCGUGCUGUCCGGCGCCCUCCCACCCAUUCCAACCAGCACCCUUCAAGAGGGUGUUGAGGAGGCGAAGAAGGUGCGCGAGCAGCAGUCAAGGCCGCAGUUCCCCGUGUGGGACUACGUGGGCAUGUGCAACUCCAUCUCAGACGCGCUCGGGUGUGCGCUGCCCACAGACCCCGAGUGGAUCAAAGCACACGACAUGGUCGUGCCUGCGCACUACUGCCCCAGGACCAGUGCACCGUCUGUCGCUGCCGCUGAGGUUGCCAUGACGCAGUUGGCGCGUGCUUGUGACGAGUUGGAGGGCGGCAGUGCAGUGGCAGGCGCGGUGUUCCGGGGCCUGGGGGGACGCAGUGCAGGGGGCAAGGGCAACAAGGUGUGGCGGGAGUAUGUGUGGGUGUGCCUGGGGCCGCAGGAUGGCAUUGCCGUCCACUUUGCCGACAAGUCGCAGCGCACCUACCUCUUUCACCACCUGAGGUUCUUUCCGGACCCUUCUGGGUCAGCUUCUUCUUCCGACAGAAAUGAAGGUCUUCAGAGUGCUGAUUUCGUAGGCAAGGCACUGCCCCGGGCGUGGCGUGCGGUCGGGGAGCACCUGUGUGUGAAGGACUUGUACAAAGUGGCGUACCGGUUUGCCUUUCAGGGUGUUCACCUGGAGAGGUUCAGCAUCGAGUACCUUGUGCGGGGGCCUCACAAGGACUACGUCUCCUCUGCCUUGUUUACUCGCCCUGCCUAA
Molecule: messenger RNA, 2034 nt
Organism: Closterium sp. Yama58-4
Lineage: Eukaryota; Viridiplantae; Streptophyta; Zygnematophyceae; Desmidiales; Closteriaceae
Source: the annotation of a GenBank genome assembly